Messenger RNA from Penicillium pulvis, 618 nucleotides. Its product is annotated as protein SYS1. The transcript is spliced from 2 exons. Lineage: Eukaryota; Fungi; Ascomycota; Eurotiomycetes; Eurotiales; Aspergillaceae. The record is from RefSeq and is a predicted model, not a curated record. Gene Ontology annotation, biological process: Golgi to plasma membrane protein transport; Golgi to endosome transport; protein localization to Golgi apparatus. Bases 1 to 618 code for a protein of 205 amino acids. Gene Ontology annotation, cellular component: trans-Golgi network; Golgi membrane.
AUGCCCGGGCGCCGGCGCCUUCCAGCGGGGUCGCGAACCGACCUCCCGCCAUUGAAAAUCAUCCGAAAGAUCCUCCUCCUUCAGACGGCCUAUUAUGUUUGCGCGAUAGUCCUUAUCCUUUUCACAACCGUCGUAUAUGGAACACCAUUCUCGCUAGACCUGGUCUUCGGGUGGGACUCUUUAAGAGGAGAUACAACGGUUGGAUGGAUGCUGGGUCUAGUCUGGAUGUUGAAUUGUAUCAUCAGUGUGAUCUUCCUCCUGCUAUUCGUCUCCCGAUCCAAACUCGUCCCCGACUUCGCAUUCACAAUCCAUUUCUUGCAUCUCAUCGCCACAACACUCUACACUCGGUCUUUGCCCGCAAACCUCCUCUGGUGGGGGCUGCAAUUCGCUAGCGCGGGUGUGAUGACUUUCCUGGGCAUGUGGGCCUGCCAACAUCGCGAACUCAAGCCCAUCAGCUUCGGUGGGAUUGGAGGUGGUAGCAAAAAUGCUGCGUCCUCGUCUCAGCAAUCGUCUGAAGAUGCUCAGGCGGAAUCCAGCUUUGGAAGGGGGAGAGGUAGGGAAAGGAGUGUUCAAGAGUAUGAAAUGGACGAUAUGAAGACCGGUGAUCGUGCCGUAUGA